CCCAAUCAAGUAAUAUUCUCUACAUAUACCGGAAAUGUGACCAUGGAAAAUUUCUGUUCAUCUCGAGAUUCCGAUCUGUUGGUGGCGAGAGAGCAGUUCCGAGGCUGAGGUCGAGGUUGGAUCUCAAUUCACUGCCCUGAAAUAGGAAACCAAUGGGACUUCUCAGCAUUAUUCGAAAGAUGAAGCGAAAUGAAAAGAAAAUGCGGAUCCUUAUGGUGGGUCUUGACAACUCUGGUAAGACAACAAUAGUUUUAAAAAUAAAUGGGGAAGACACGAGUGUCAUCAGUCCAACUCUUGGCUUCAACAUCAAAACCAUCGCGUAUGAGAAGUAUAUGCUCUAUAUAUGGGAUGUCGGGGGGCAGAAAACAAUACGAUCUUAUUGGAGAAACUACUUUGAGCAAACCGAUGGCUUGGUGUGGGUUGUGGAUAGUUCUGAUUUGAGAAGGCUAGAUGACUGCAGAUACGAGCUACAUAAUCUUCUGAAGGAGGAGAGGCUAUCAAGAGCAUCAUUAUUGAUUUUUGCAAAUAAGCAGGACAUACAAGGCGCGCUUUCUCCAGAUGAAAUUGCCAAUGUAAGGAUGCUCCUUAUUAUACCUUAAAACUGUGUUGAAGGUACAUUUAAGUGAACUUCUUACACUGGGAACUAGUAAGGAUAAGCACAAGCUGUUGUACUCAUUCUGUAGCCAAGUAUGUUUGCAUUGGUAAAUAUGAUUUGUAUACGGUUGGAAAUCUGAAGAUCCAAAUAUGAAAAUCAAAAGCAAAGCUAUAUUCUAGUGGUGGUUGAGAAAGAAAGUAUUGUCAAAUUACUCGGGUUUUUUUGCUUGUGUAUGGCCAAUUAUUCACAGAGGGAAAACAAUUUCUUUUUUCUGA
Molecule: messenger RNA, 870 nt
Organism: Solanum tuberosum (potato)
Lineage: Eukaryota; Viridiplantae; Streptophyta; Magnoliopsida; Solanales; Solanaceae
Product: ADP-ribosylation factor-like protein 2
Exons: 5
Coding region: 153-599 (148 amino acids)
Molecular function (GO): GTPase activity; GTP binding
Source: RefSeq, a predicted model, not a curated record